Molecule: messenger RNA, 3726 nt
Organism: Alligator sinensis (Chinese alligator)
Lineage: Eukaryota; Metazoa; Chordata; Crocodylia; Alligatoridae
Product: muscleblind-like protein 2
Exons: 7
Molecular function (GO): metal ion binding
Source: RefSeq, a predicted model, not a curated record
AAUCACAUUCAUUUUUCAUCUCGUUGUGUUUCCAUUUUGCAGCCUACGUUUCCAGUAGGUCCAACAAUAGGAACGAACGCAGCUAUUAGUUUUGCUCCUUAUAUAACACCAGUAACAACUGGAGUUGGGUUAGUUCCUACUGAAAUCCUACCCACACCACCUGUAAUUGUUCCUGGAAGUCCACCUGUCUCAGUCCCUGGUUCAACUGCUACUCAGAAACUCCUCAGGACUGAUAAACUGGAGGUAUGCAGGGAGUUCCAGCGAGGAAACUGUGCGCGCGGAGAGACUGAUUGCCGCUUUGCACAUCCUGCAGACAGCACAAUGAUUGACACAAAUGACAACACUGUAACCGUUUGUAUGGAUUAUAUAAAAGGUCGUUGCAUGAGGGAGAAAUGCAAAUAUUUUCACCCUCCUGCACAUUUGCAGGCCAAAAUCAAAGCUGCUCAACACCAAGCCAACCAGGCUGCAGUGGCAGCUCAAGCUGCUGCUGCAGCUGCUACAGUGAUGACUCAGUCGACUGCCAAAGCAAUGAAGCGACCUCUCGAAGCAACUGUAGACCUGGCCUUUCCUCCCAGUGUUCUUCAUCCAUUACCAAAGAGACAAGCACUUGAAAAAAACAAUGGUGCCAGUGCCGUUUUUAAUCCCAGUGUCUUGCACUAUCAACAGGCGCUUGCCAAUGCACAGUUGCAGCAACACGCAGCAUUUAUUCCAACAGGGUCAGUUUUGUGCAUGACACCCGCUACCAGUAUUGUACCCAUGAUGCACAGCGCUACGUCCGCCACUGUCUCUGCAGCAACAACUCCUGCAACAAGUGUCCCCUUCGCCGCAACAGCCACAGCCAAUCAGAUAAUCCUGAAAUAAUCAGCAGAAAUGGAAUGGAAUGUCAAGAAGCCUCACUGAGAAUGGCAAAACAUUGUUACUGUACAUACUGUCCUGUUUCCUCCUCUUUAGAGUUGCCACAAACUGCAUGCUAAGUAAAGAUUUUGUUCUUAUGGACAAAUCACAAACUCUAAGAAGCUAGUGCUGCUAUGUUAUAUAUGAAUAGUAAAUAUGGUAUGCUUACUGUAUCCCAACCUAAAAUAGUUAACUACCUGAUACCAGCUGUGAUGUUUCAAGACUUAAAGGGUACAUUUACUUUUAAAGAUUUUAUAAACAUAGUUUACUUCUUAGGAAUAUUGUCUUAUCUCCAUAACUAUAGCGAAUGCAAAUGGUCCAAUUAAUUUAGUAUUAUAAGAUUCAUGACGUUAUGAAUCUUUCAAGUUUAGCAAUAAUUCAUUUAUAUUGGCUAAGAUAUAUCCCAGUUGCAGGUUUAUUUUUAACCCUAAUUAUACAUGUUUUGUUUUUUUCCUUGGUUAAAGUAGUCCUGUGUUUACUUCCCUAGUGAGUUGAUUCCCAGACAAAGAAAGGAAGUGAAACACACUACAGUCCUUGUGCUCAUCACCCUGCCAGUCUACAAUUUUAAAUAGAAAACCCAAAGCAAAGCACAAAUCUUUAGAUGCACCUAAGUUGAUAUUUGACUUGGAUGAACAAGCUGCAUUGAAUCGUGGGAUUCUAGAAUAGCAAAAGAAAAAUCUAAAACUUUGCACGGUAUGAAUCUCAUACCCCCAACAAAGUCUUGAAAAUUUUAUUUUACAAGUAUAUUUAUAAUGUUUUUAAAAGAGACUUUGCAGAAGUGCCUAAAAUUUGCCACAUCAGACUUGAAGGAAGUGAGGCUGAUGCCAACAAUCUAAUAUACAGUAAGUGAUAAAUGUUUCAAAAUUGCAAUCAGAUUAUCACAAAGAGCCAAGCUAUUAAGUAACUUCUAUAAACAACCAAACAGCUAAUUAAAGAGGCUGUAGGUGAGGAGAUUUCUAUGAUAUUCUCAUUUAAAAAAAAUGAAUUCAGUCACUGAAAACCUGGUAAGUGACUUUAAUCUAGAUUAUUAAUGAAAAAUUAAACGUGUAGUGAGCGCUUAAGUUUAAUAAACCAUUACUGUUCUUGUAUUUUUUAAAUUAGAUUAUAGGAUGAUAACUGGAUUACAGAGUGGAGAAAUAAUACUAGUUAUUUUAAUCUUUUUUCUUUAAAACAUUUUAUGUCACAAAGUAUGAAGAUAUCUUUAAUACAAUUAUAUACAUAUUAUAUAUACAUACAUACAUACAUAUAUAUGGAUGAAACAGAUUUUAAUGUUGUUUACUUUUUUAAAUGAUUUGUUGAUUUACACAGUAAUUAUAUAUGUACAACUAAAAUUUCAUUUAAGUUUGGUUUAAGAUUUGUUUCAAGCACUAUUGUACCAAAUAUUUCAUAUUUCACAUUUUACAUGUUGCACAUGUGUCACAUAAAUACAUCGUUUUUAAAUUAUGAUUUAAAAAACAAAACAGCUGUUAUAAAUGAAUAUUAUGUAUAAUUGUUUGCAGCAUCAGUUUUCUAUGUGGACAUUAUUAGUGAUUGCAGUAUUUUAACUUAAACUUUACAGAUUGAUUGUAAAAUAUUUUAAACUUUGGCAGCACUGCCUGUUCUGAAAGACUAGAGGCACUAACAACAUGAUUAUUUGUUUUGGAAAUGACUUCCCAUUCUAAAUCUUGUUUGUCAAAUGUCUAAUUACUAUCUCUUUACAUUAAGAUUGUAGAUUUGAUCACCCAGAAGAAAACAAAAUCACAAUCUGAUUGUAAAAUUAACAUAGUGCUUGUAAUGUUGCAUUUGUUUUAAUUUGUGGGAAAAUAAUGUAUCUUAACUAGUUCCUUUAGCAGUUAAGGUAUCACCAUUAUGUACUAUUAAAACACUAAUGUUUGUAGACUUUCUCAGUCAUUUUAACCGGGUAGUUGACACUGCAACUUGCCUAUAUCUGUCAAAGUUGUUUUUAUUUUAUUUUUUUUAAUACUAGUUAAUUUAGGCAUUUUGGUAGCAUAUUGUAUAAUACUAAAUGGUAAAUUAUCCACGUUGUUUAAAUAUUUUCUGUAGUGAACUCUUUAAAACAUUGUUUUGUGUGAUCUUUUUAUGUUUCAGAAUAAUUAUUCUAUAUUUUUUACAGUUAAUCCAAUAUUACUAUUUUUGGCCCGUUGAUGACAACAUUCCAGAUACAUCAGGGCUUACAUCCAGACAAAUUUACACACAAAAGAAAAAAUGUAUUUUUAAUAUGAGAUCCAUUUUCCGACUUUAUGACUUUGUAAUAUUCCUCAAAACUGUGAAAGUGCAAACCUAUGCUAACAAGGAGGCAAUUACGCAGAUGAGCAAAUAAAUGUAGAACAGAUUCUGCAUUUUAUUUAUUUAUAAAGUAAUUUUAUAGAAUAUUUCAAAAUUUGGGAAGAUCUAAAACUAUUUUUCUGUAUAAAUAUUAUUUGCCAAAACUUUGUUUAUAUUUUAAAAAGAAAGUCUAAUGGAGAUGAAUAAAUCUUAAAUGCUUUGUUGAAUUAAAGAAAAGGAACUCCCCAGAAAAAACCAUGAGAUGGGCCAACACUGAGAAACUAUAGUUGAGAGGUAAUUUCAAGUUACUUGAGAUGUCUCUGUAUUUAUUUUGUACAAAUGAAACAGCACUUCACCAAAAUACCUUAUCAUUUGCCUCUCUCAUACAAAAUAUAAUUGACAACAGUUCUACUGACUAUUUCAAUAACAGUUUAAGAAUCCCCUUUAUUCAUUCCUUUCACUGUAACCAUAGCAAUCUGUUAAAAUAUCCAUUAUAUUUUUGUUGUGACGUUAAAUUUAUUCACCCAAUGUGCAACCACUGAAAUAAAAAGAAGCAUUUUAAAACGA